CACUGCAAGCCGAGUAAGGUGCACGAGCACAUGCUCCCAUAGCAGCCAUGCCCAGAAGGGAGCUGCUGGUGCUGGCGCUGAUGCUGGUAGCUCUUGCUGCUGCCGGUGGGGCAGAGCAGGAAGAGGGGAAUGGCUUGAGAAGGCCGACGUGUGGAGAGAUGUCUGAGCUGCAGGCCUGCCCCCUGCUGCACUUGCCCGUCUGCGGGAGCGAUGGGAACACCUAUGCCAAUGAGUGCUUGCUCUGUGUGCAGAAAAUGAAAACCAGGCAAGAUAUCCGGAUUUUGAAUGACGGGGAGUGUCAAGAUAUCUGAGCCUUCUGGUGGCUUUCUGGUGGCUUUCCUGAGCCAGGAAACAGGUGAUGCUGUAUGCUCCGUGUGCAUCACAUAUUUCAGUCGGUGAUGGUAAAUAAUAAAAUUGCAUACACAAUCUUA
Molecule: messenger RNA, 431 nt
Organism: Numida meleagris (helmeted guineafowl)
Lineage: Eukaryota; Metazoa; Chordata; Aves; Galliformes; Numididae
Gene: SPINK4
Product: serine peptidase inhibitor, Kazal type 4
Exons: 4
Coding region: 48-311 (87 amino acids)
Molecular function (GO): protein binding
Source: RefSeq, a predicted model, not a curated record